CGUGGGGCGCCGACCGGGCCAUCCAGCAGUUCGGAAGAACUCACAGGUCCAACCAGGUCACGGCUCCGGAGUACGUCUUCCUCAUCUCCGAGCUGGCCGGCGAGCAGAGAUUUGCCUCGAUCGUGGCCAAAAGAUUAGAAAGUCUUGGGGCGCUCACCCACGGCGACAGAAGAGCCACGGAGACGCGAGAUCUCAGCAGGUUUAACUUUGACAACAAAUACGGCCGCAACGCUCUGGAAAUCGUGAUGAAGUCGAUAGUGAAGCUCGACACGCCGCUCGUGUCGCCGCCCUCCGACUUUCAAGGAGAUUUCUUCAAAGACGUUCAAAGGGGCUUGAUAGGUGUGGGCCUCAUCAAUGUGGAGGACCGAUACAACGCAUUGUCCCUGGACAAAGACUAUAACAACAUUGGGAAGUUCCUGAACCGUAUCCUGGGCAUGGAGGUGCAUCAGCAGAACGCCUUGUUUCAGUACUUCUCCGACACGCUGGCGGCCGUCAUCCAGGAAGCCAAGCGGAACGGCAGAUUCGACAUGGGCAUUCUCGAUCUCGGUUCCGGUGAUGAGAAGGUGAAGAAGGUGGACUGCAAAAAGUUCCUGACCCCGGGCUACACAGCGUCAGGCCAUGUUGAACUCUUCACGGUGGGCGUGGAACGGGGGAUGUCCUGGGAGGAAGCGACGCAUGCCUGGGCUGAACAGAACGGACCCGAUGAUGGUUUCUAUGUGCAGUCGCGGAACAACAAGAAGACGGCCAUCCUGGUGAAGGAGGUGAACGCAAAGAAGAGGCUCUUCCUGGUCUACCGGCCCAACACGGGCAGGCAGCUCAAGCUGGAGACGUACGCCGACAUCAAGAAGAAGUUUAAGAAGGUCUUGUCAGAAGACGCCAAGCAACACUGGAACGAGCAGCACACCUCAUCGGCCAAGAUUUGUUCGCACGCUUUCUGGCGGGGCAACUGUAAGAAGGCCUCGGUGGGGCUGCAGUGCGAGAUCGGCCUGCGCUGCCGCACGUACUACGUGCUGUGUGGCUCAGUGCUGAGCGUGUGGAACGAGCUGGAGGAGGUGCUCACGCCCGUCAGCGGCACCAACGUCAAGGUGCAGAUCGUCCGUCUGCGCACUGAGGACGGCCAGCGGAUAGUCGGAUUGAUCAUUCCGGCCAACUGCGUGUCGCCGCUAAUACACAAGCUGUCCACGUCGGACCAGUUCCAGCAGCUGGCUGUGCUGGAGCAGCACAAGAGGCAGCAGCUUCACCCCCAAAGUCUGAGCCACGCGCCCAACACAUAGUGGCGCCAAAGCAGACUGGUGUACAUACAAAAGAACUGUUUCAGGGUUGUUGUUGUUAUUUUGUUUUGUUUUUUUUAUUAUUAUUAUUCUCUUUUAAUUUGGAAGACUUGCCAUCACCCCUUCUUCCGACGGGGGUGAUGUUUUUCGUCCUCUGACAUUCAGAGUGGAAGAUGCACGAUGACCCACCCUCCCCCCUUCCCGGCAACACUUGAAACUGACCGCUACGUUACAAUCCAAUAAUAAACCCUUCAGACUUUCA
Molecule: messenger RNA, 1533 nt
Organism: Hippocampus comes (tiger tail seahorse)
Lineage: Eukaryota; Metazoa; Chordata; Actinopteri; Syngnathiformes; Syngnathidae
Product: protein strawberry notch homolog 1-like
Exons: 12
Coding region: 246-1274 (342 amino acids)
Biological process (GO): regulation of DNA-templated transcription
Cellular component (GO): nucleus
Molecular function (GO): chromatin DNA binding; histone binding
Source: RefSeq, a predicted model, not a curated record